Sphaerulina musiva SO2202 is the source of this 784-nucleotide messenger RNA. RefSeq lists its product as uncharacterized. Bases 353 to 784 code for a protein of 143 amino acids. NCBI's taxonomy places the organism in Eukaryota, Fungi, Ascomycota, Dothideomycetes, Mycosphaerellales, Mycosphaerellaceae. The record is from RefSeq and is a predicted model, not a curated record. The transcript is spliced from 3 exons.
GAGACUACAUUAGCAAGGUACAACCUCCUACCUGCAAGAGCUGUUCUCUGCGUAUGAGGUAGCAUGGCCAACAUGUCCCCCAUCAGAGCAGCCGGGAUCACACUUCCCAAGACGUAAUGUCGUCCCAUGGGAGUGAUGGCGAGAUCCACUCUGAUAUCAUGGUGACUGUGGAACGUUCAACUCCAUUGCAGGUACAAGUCACUGGAAGGUACUUAUAGCUACGAGGUAGCUCCCAGAGAUACAAUUCCUGUGUCUUCUUCCGCUACCAUUCCAUCAAGCACACACACACACACCAACCAGACAUCCACUUCCAUCUGCCACACCGCGCCAAUUCCAUAUCAAACCUACCACGAUGCCUCGCGACGGAUCAGGACACUCUCACAAUGCUGAGGAGGCCGGCCACAACAUCCAGCACGGUGCGCCGCAAGGUAACGAGCAGCCUACUUCCUCCGGUGUCGACCGCUCCGGCAAGGCUGCACCAGCGCCAGAGCCAGAGGCAGGUGAGGGCAUCGGCUCCACUGGCCAGGCUCAAGUGACGGGUACCACCGGCAGCGGCAAGGGACCACACGACGAGUCUCACGAGCCUGGCGAGCAUGCGGAGCAUUACGGGCCCGUGGUGGUCGAGAGGGAAUCAGGCGAACCCAGCAGACGCAAGAGCAGCGAGAGCAUUUCGAGCGCAGGCACGGAUGCAGACGCAGAUGCAGGAUAUGGAGAGUGCAAAGAAGGGACAGACACCCCGGAAGGGCAGCCUCACAGCGAGGUUGAAGAGCAAGCUCAAAAGUAA